Molecule: messenger RNA, 644 nt
Organism: Eruca vesicaria subsp. sativa (arugula)
Lineage: Eukaryota; Viridiplantae; Streptophyta; Magnoliopsida; Brassicales; Brassicaceae
Source: the annotation of a GenBank genome assembly
AUGCUAACUAGACUCAUCUUUCUCAUCGCCGUCGCUACUUCUGUCACCGUCGUCCUUCUCCUUGCUUUAUUCUCACCCGUUCCUGAUUACGACCCACUAGAAUCACUCUUCUCCUUCUCCCUUUAUGUUCAACAAACCCAUAUCUCUUCCUCCUCCUAUGUCUCUCGCAGGUCAUCAACUCACCGCAUGGCUGGGACCCACAGCAGAGGAGUAGGAGGAGGAGCAUUGAUUUUCCGGCGUACGCUCACGGAGGGACCUGAUAACAGUUCUCGGAUCAUGGGGAAGGCUGAGGGAUUUAUAAUCCCGCAUGAAGAAUUUGCUAACUCCGAUUUUAACGUGAUAUAUUUGACGUUAGAGACUCCUGAGUACACGGGGAGUGUUAGUAUUAGAAGCAGAGACAUGGCACGUAAACUGGAAGAGGUUAUGGAGGUUGUCGGAGGGACAGGAGCUUUUGCCUUUGCUCGUGGAAUUGCCAUGUUUGAUGAAGUUGGUGACGAGGAAGAAGCUGUGACCACUUACCGUGUUAAGCUACUGCUUAAGUUUCCACAUACUUCUAAAAUAGAUCCACAGUGAUAGACUCUUUCGUUUUUACUUUUUAUAUAAAUAAAUUUAUAUACACAUUACUUAAAUAAACGUGAUUUUUC